AUGUUGCCUGAAGAUCAUCGUGCUCGAGCCACGGACGUGGCAGAAUUGGAGACGUGCAUUGGUUUGUGUGUUGAUGAACAAACAGCACUUCAGGUGCUGAGGGACUUGGAGGAAAAGGCACUGAUCAAAAUGGAAGGAAAUGAUACCUAUGAGGUGCCAGAACUUCAGCCCUCCCGCAAUCGAUAUGGUGAAUUGUGGGGGUUGCGCUACUACUUGCACGAUGUGGUCCGUGAAGGUGCUCUCAGGCUCUUUACCAUUCUUCCAAUGCUGCAACGAGAGAGGUUGGUGUCAUCGCAGUUGAGAGACACCAUUGACAAGGGCACAGCAUUGAUGGCAAACAGAUUUUCUGCUAGUCAAAAGAUCAAGACGGACCAACAGAGGGUUUUGUGCGAUCUGGAUAUGCCAAAACUACAGGGUCUUGUGCUGCGAGAUGCAGGGGUGCCCGGGUUGCCUCCUUCCAUCCUGACUACCCAACUGCUGGCAAUUGACCUGGCGUCCUCAGGCAUCACUGAGCUGCCAUCACAACUGUCAUGUCUUCGAUUGCUGCAGCUGCUCAGAGUGGAUGAUUGUAAUGGGCUGACAUGUCUUUCUAGCGAAGUGGGCGCAAUGGUUGAGCUAAGGGUGCUGUCCAUGAGGGGUUGCAGGGGCAUCUAUGAAAUUCCCGAGUCUAUGGGAAACCUGACCAAGUUGUCCAAGCUGCUGAUGCCAGAAUGUGGAAUCGCCCAUUUCUACCUUCCUGAGUUGAAAAAAUGGAACAGGUUGACCAUGCUGAACUUGAGUGGUUGUGUGGGUUUGAAGCAGCUGCCCCGAAAUUUUGGAGAUUUGACAUGUUUGGCUAACCUGAAUUUGGGUGGUUGCUGGCAGCUCACAUGCCUGCCAAGCAGUCUUGGUCAAUUGUUGCAGCUACGAGUGCUGAUUUUGCACAAUUGUUGCAGUCUGAUGGGGUUGCCGGACAGCACAACAAACCUUGCUGAGUUGGAGGAGUUGGAUUUGCAGCAGUGCAGGCAGUUGGCAGACCUUCCCAGUGCCCUUGGCUCCUGUUGCCUAAAGUUGAGGAUAUUGAGACUUCAGGGGAUUGAUGGCAUGGCAUUCCCUCAGUUUGCAAACAGCCUGGGGUGCCUUGAGGUACUGGGUCUUCCAAGAGGAUGCAAAGUGCCCAAGGGCUGCAAACAGCAUUUUGAAGAGCUUGAAGUAUCACUGGAACAAGAUGGAUCUGGCGUGUUGUGCGGGGACAACGUCAUAUCUAGCACUCCCCUCCACUGGGCAGCUGAACUUGGCAUGGACAAGAUGGCUGCCUUUCACUUGAGAGAAGUGGAUGUGGAGUUUGGGGACAAG
Molecule: messenger RNA, 1335 nt
Organism: Ostreobium quekettii
Lineage: Eukaryota; Viridiplantae; Chlorophyta; Ulvophyceae; Bryopsidales; Ostreobiaceae
Source: the annotation of a GenBank genome assembly